Messenger RNA from Mizuhopecten yessoensis (Yesso scallop), 4589 nucleotides. RefSeq lists its product as uncharacterized. The transcript has 8 exons. Gene Ontology annotation, molecular function: protein binding. The coding region runs from base 179 to 1669 and encodes 496 amino acids. The record is from RefSeq and is a predicted model, not a curated record. Gene Ontology annotation, biological process: signal transduction. Lineage: Eukaryota; Metazoa; Mollusca; Bivalvia; Pectinida; Pectinidae.
UUUAUCCUAGUGUUGUGAUGUUUUUAAGCCAAUCAGAAGACAGUAUCCUCAUUUUCUAUCGUGAUCAGAUGUUCACACAAUUAGGUAAUACAGAGGGGUCUGCUGUUUGGUAACACGAACACACAUUAACUUCGUCAAUGAUAUAAUACCGGAAAUCAUCGAUACAAACAAGCUGAAGAUGGAUAUCAAAGGGACCAUCGUCCUACUAAAUGUUCUCGCCCUCGCCCUCGCCCUCGCCGACAAUCCCGUUUACCGAAAGUUUCCCUGUUUGAUGGCGAGGAAUCGUUACUAUCAUAAACAACUAAAUAGCUGCCGGCCCUGUGACAGAUGCCUGCCUGGGGAAGGGAUAGACUCGACAGCACAAGUGGAGGUUCAUGAAAAAUUUGGUGCUUUGAAGUGCAGGUCAUGCCUACAGUGUGAACCAGGGACGUAUAAUACCCGACGUGCAUUCAAAUGUAAGUCGUGCAGAGAUUGUGCUGCUUCCGGUCGGACUGUGAAGACUGCGUGCGCACCAAAUAGGAAUGCGGUCUGCGGUAAACGCAUCAAAGUCAAAACAACCAUCACAUCAGAGCAAGUUAGUAUCCUGCCGACAGAGCAAGUUAGUAUCCUGCCGACACACCAUCCUCCGUCUAGAGACCGUCAACCUGACCGUAUAGUGAAAACAGAUUACCGAAAUGACCUCCAUACACAUAUCAACAUAUCUGCAUUGGCAGUAGCUCUCGUCGGCAUAGUGGUGAUUAUAAUCAUCGCGGUCCUUGGCGUAGCAUUUUACAGGACAUGUUAUGGAGGUAAUCGUGGCUGUUCAUUGGGUCAAACAAAUACUGUAGAUGACUCUCAGCCUAUUGUGACACGAUCAGGCUCGGGCCACAACACAACCAGUGUUGUGUCAGAAAUGCAACCUCAAACACCACGACCAAAACGUGUGGCUGACGGCAUCAACAACAACGUAUAUACCACAAUCGAACAUGAAGUUGGUGACAAAAAUGCCUGUGGUAUUCCGUAUGCAGAGUAUAGAUACACACAACACCCUUUUGACCAAAACAGUGGCACCAGGUACUCAACCGAUAGCAGAGCACAUGGUUAUUAUACUGCAAUCAGACAAGAGGAACAUUCUUCUACACGAAAUACGGAACAUAGCAAUGUGCUGUCUUCUGACGUCGAGGAAGAUGCUGUUCCGUCAAUUAUGGUGUUUAACGAAACGUCCGCAACGACUGGCAGAGUAAAUGCAGUUCGGUACACCGCAACACCUAUGCCAUCAAACACCACAGGAACUACUCCAUCAAACAAUCUUCCUACCAACAAUGGUAUGUACCAUGAUCAAGCUGCGCCUGCCCUUUACCACGAUAGCAAAUCAACAAGCGAAAAAGUAUCCGCCGAUGAAGGAAAGCGAAAAACUGAUCGCAAAGAUCUAGAGAAGUUUGUUUGCGAUGUAUCAAAGUACAUUGGAACUCACGAAACCUAUCAGAUCCUAGGCAGACAUCUGAAUGUAUCGACAACCGAUAUAGAUAUAAUCAAAGAGGAACAUGAGCCACUUACUGAACGUGGAUACAGAACAUUGCGAAAAUGGAUGGAGUGCCAACCGGAAGCUGGAAUUGAUGAUCUCAAAAAGGGUAUUUCUGACAUUGGUAGAAAAGACAUAUUGGACAAAGUACGAAGUAGGUCGUAUUAAAGUCCUCAUAAUACAUGUUUAAUGUGUUAUGAACUACAAAACUGCCGUCUUGGAGGUUUAUAAUAUCAUCACUUUGGAGCUAUACAUACAGAACCUCUGAUGAUUUUUGCAUCAGUAUGCUGUAAUAUUCGUCUUCCUUCGAUGUCAAUGUGUGAAUCGAUAUUUUUUCAAUUAAAAUUAAGAUUUGUCUUUUUGGUAACAAUUUGGAAAUAACUUUCAUCAUAUUAUAAUAACCAUGAUUGUUGAACGGGAUGAACGCGCGUAUGGGGAAACUAAUAUAAGAGGAAACCGGUAACCAGGAUAAAACACACCUGAUGGAACAUUUUCCCCAUACCCGUUCUAGCCCCAUUUAUGGGGAUGUCGAGGGCACUACCGAUUUGGUACCCGAUCAAUUAAGGGCUUGUCUUAUUGAACGUUUGUCCUCACUGGCAUUUUUAUCAUUUUGUAUCAUUACAAUGUAUAUGAUAUAUGACAUGGUUGAGAAAACGUAACUCUAUUAUUUAUGAAAUAAUCGUCCCGGUGCUUUAAGGUACAUUGGAUAACAUCUAUAUCCAUUAAAAUCGCAUACACCGCUACUAGUCGUUAUCACCUGAGAUACUGGAAUAAUUAUGUUUUAUGAGGAAAUGAGGAUUUCAUUAUAAUGAAAUGCCACAUUUCCUUAUUUUCAAAUAUUUUAUCUGUCGAACAGCUAAAAUUAUUUUUGAAGUAUAUGAUAAAAUUGUCAAAAAAAUUAUGAAAUGAAAUUUGGGGUUUGAUCUGUGGGCUUGUUUUGACGAUUCUAAUGAAAACAUGAACUCUUUUGUAUUUGUUAUCAAGAUAUAGCUAAUUAGAAUCUCAAUAAUUACACUCCCUACAGAGUGUAUGGGAAAUUUGAGUCACGCCGGAAACAAUGUUCUGCCGAAUAACAAUAUGAAUGUUAUAUGUUUAUAUUUUGGUAAACCAUUCUGAUACAGAUGUUUCCAUUUACAUUUUAUAUAAUGUUAUAUAUUUCAACGUGUUGUUUAGUUAUUGCAGGUCAGUAACACAAUAUGUUACGUGUAUAAGCAUGUACAAACCUAACUCCUAUCCCUUGUAAAGGCUGCAUAUAUGGUUUCGAUGAUAGUUUUAACUUUGAUAACAAAUGUAUAAACUGUACAUGUACAUUUUGUAGGUUGUGUUAGUACUGUCAUAGCAAAUUAACGCAUUUGUGUCACGAAUGUCUAUAUUUUUGUGUGUGUUGUUAUGAGUGACGGAUAUAACAGAUGUUUAACGUAUGGGUGAAGAGAGUAUUAUAUAUUUAUAAAAAAAAAAAACACAUUUCAACAACGAGUCUAUAGUACUUGAUGAAAGUACUAAAGACUCGUUGUUGAGAUUUUUUCUUUUUAUAAUAUUCUUCGUCCGUAAGGAUCAUUUUCCUGCAUUUAUGAAAUUAUGAUAUAUAUAUGUAAUAGAUGAUAAAUGAAAAACCUCUUGGGAAUGAAAAUACAUAAUAACAUAAUAGGUAUCCAAGAUCUACCGCUAGGGCUUGUUCAGGCAGACUAAAAGGCAGAAAGGCCUAGCAGUAAAUCUUGGAUUUUUUUUUGUUAUCCGUGUAUAAACAUUCUUAUUUAUUGCAUGCGUGUAACGUAAGUGGGUUGUGUUAUUACUGUGAUAGAAACUUACCGGAGGUGUGUAAAGUAUGUGUGUAUUUUCGUGUGUGUUGUUAUGCGUGACUGCGAUAACAAAUGUACAGGUAGGGUGAAACAAGGAGGGUAUUGAAUGGUUUCCCGUUGAACACCAUACAUAUUGCACGAUUAUGGCAGAAUACCGAUAUGUUUCACGAGGGCGAAUCAUUUAUGAAAAUAUCGGUAUAUUCCGCGAUACAUGUGAAAGGUAUAAGGUAUUCAACGGAAAAAAACAUAAAAUUUUCUAUGUAUUACAUGUUUUUAAGGAAACACGACGCAAAUAUACUGCAUCAAAAAAAAGCGCAGGUAUAAAGAAGCGUAUUAUUGCCUGCCAAGUUUCAAUAACAACAAGGCAGAGAGCCAUUUUAAAUUGGCUAUACCGUCGCUUCUCUUCAACUCGAAACUGAAAAUCUACGCAGUGCAUACAAAAUACUGUUUUGACUGGACAAUAAUAAAAAGAAUAACUUCUCAUGUGAAGAAAUAACAUUUCGAAUAUAUUUACUGCAGUCAAAACAUAAGUUUCUAUUAAAUGGAUAAUUUCCAAUAUUUCACCUGUGGAAAUGUAAUAAAUGUCAUCCUCAUAAGUUAUUUCUUGACAAAGAAUCAUUCAUCAUUCAUAUUUUAUCAGCUGUGUUCAUAUAUACUCACCGUUGAGUAUACAAGGAAUUAGGCAUUGUUAAUUACCAUAGUAAUUAUGUCAAUAAAAUAGUACUUUAAGUAGAAACUAUGAAGAAUUGUUCCAAACACCUUUUAAAAUAAACACCAAUACGAGAAAACAGCUAUGGUAACACAUUCUUCUUAUACGGGUAUGACUCGAUUCUACUUUACAUGUGAACUAAAAAUGAUGUAAUUAAUAUUUCUUGCUAGUAUAUAUCAGUAACAAUACUGCGACCACCGCGUUAUAAAAUGUUAAACAUAUUUCUUCAUAUUCGUACGUAUGUCAUUUGCCAAUGCCAUCUACAAAACAUGUUGUACGCUGUGUGUUACAGAUUGAGCUCUUAAUUGUUGAUAGUGUAACGUACUGCUGACUUUCGGUUCAUUAUAGCAGCUGUAUUGACUGGAAAAUAUCAGUUUAAACGCCCCUUUGAUGGCAUGACAUCGUACGUAUUGCUAUGUUUCAUAAUUCAUCAUUACUUAACAAGUCAUCAAUAGCAUCCUUUCAUAGAUUUAAUACAUAUCAUCUUGUUAAAUUUCGUUGUUAAUGAUUAUUUCAUUAUUUCCCAUUUUUGUACUUUUGUUACACGUUCAUUUUAACUGGUUGAGAAAAAUAAAAUCAA